Messenger RNA from Alternaria arborescens, 1209 nucleotides. RefSeq lists its product as hypothetical. Bases 1 to 1209 code for a protein of 402 amino acids. Gene Ontology annotation, molecular function: protein binding. The record is from RefSeq and is a predicted model, not a curated record. The transcript has a single exon. NCBI's taxonomy places the organism in Eukaryota, Fungi, Ascomycota, Dothideomycetes, Pleosporales, Pleosporaceae.
AUGCCGCUUUACUACGCCGCAUUGUUAGGCUUAAGUACGGUUACGAAACUGCUGUUCGACAAGGGCGCUAACGUCAACACGCAGGGUGGAGUCUACGGCAACGCACUGCAGGCAGCUUCAGCUAGAGGCCACGAGCAGGUAGUCAAGACGCUGCUCGACAAGGGCGCCGAUGUUAACGCGCAGGGUGGACACUACUGCAAUGCACUAUACGCAGCUUCAUACAGAGGCCACGAGCAGAUAGUCGAGAUGCUGCUCAACGCGGGCGCUAACGUCAACACGCAGGGUGGAUACUACGGCAACGCACUGCAGGCAGCUUCAGCUAGAGGCCACGAGCAGGUAGUCAAGACGCUGCUCGACACAGGCGCCGAUGUUAACGCACAGGGUGGAGUCUACGGCAACGCACUGCAGGCAGCUUCAGCUAGAGGCCACGAGCAGGUAGUCAAGACGCUGCUCGACACGGGCGCUGAGGUCAACGCGCAGGGUGGAGUCUACAGCAACGCACUGCAGGCAGCUUCAUGCGGAGGCCACGAGCAGGUAGUCAAGACGCUGCUCGACACAGGCGCCGAGGUUAACGCACAGGGUGGAGAGUACGGCAAAGCACUGCAGGCGGCUUCGUUUAGGGGCCAUACAGAGAUUGUAACGCUGCUGCUUGACAGAGGCGCCCAAACCAAUGCACUGGGUGAAUACUACGGCAACGUACUCCAGGCGGCUUCAUUCGGAGGCCACAAAGAUUUGGUCAAGCUUUUGAUCUCGAGACUCGAUAUUACAUUACAAUCCCAAGAUCUCUAUGGGCGGACUCUACUUUGGUGGGCAGCGGCUGGUGGCGAUAUAGCCACUAUCGAGACACUGAUCCGUCAGUACAACUUCGACCCUCGAGAACCCGACAAGUAUGGGCGCACACCGUUCUGGAUAGCUACUAAGAAAGGACAUGACGCAGCCUCAAAGCUGUUGUGGGAGGAAUGUGAAGAAACAAGCACCGAGCGACCAGCACCAAUCAAGAUCGACAACAAUCAAAGAGGGAUACUCUGCGACGUCUGUACUUCUCGUACCAUAGCGCCCGCCUUCCAUUACCAUUGCUAUCUUUGUGCUGGAGGAGACUGGGACAUGUGCGAAGAUUGCAAGGCGAGCGGAGCCUGCUGUGCAGACGCUGCGCAUAUGUUGGUGAAGCACACGAUGAAGAAUGAAGAGUUGGUUCAGGUGGCAAUUUGA